Molecule: messenger RNA, 2023 nt
Organism: Neurospora tetraspora
Lineage: Eukaryota; Fungi; Ascomycota; Sordariomycetes; Sordariales; Sordariaceae
Product: uracil permease
Exons: 4
Coding region: 179-1861 (560 amino acids)
Biological process (GO): nucleobase transport; transmembrane transport
Cellular component (GO): plasma membrane
Molecular function (GO): nucleobase transmembrane transporter activity
Source: RefSeq, a predicted model, not a curated record
CCGCGAGAAAAAGGGGGAAAGAGAGAGAGAAGUUCGUGUGUUGCUUCGAGAGAAGAAAAAUCUCGUGCUUCCACCACCGAACCACCGCCCUCCAUCGCCUCUCGUUUCGACGACCACGCCGCCAACUACCUAACCAGCUCAAGUCCUCUCACCAACCAAUCAUCACUAGAAAGGAAGGAUGGCAGAGAAACGCAGCGCCGUAGGACGCUGGUCGGACCGGCUGGCCGUCGAAGCCGAGCCCGGGCUCACCACAGCCCAGUUGAUGUUGACGAACCACGACCUGAAGCCCGUGGAGGCUGAGCGUCGAACAUGGGGCGCUUGGAACUUUGUCGGCUUUUGGAUUGCUGACUCGUUCAACAUCAACACCUGGAUGAUCUCGUCGUCCAUGAUGGUGAAUGGUCUGUCAUGGUGGCAAUCGUGGCUGUGUGUUUGGAUCGGUUAUGCCAUCUCGGCCUGCUUCAUCUGCUUGACCGGCCGCAUUGGUGCUAUUUAUCACAUUGGUUUCCCCGUCGCCAGCAGAUCCUCCUUCGGCAUCUGGGGUAGCUUGUGGCCUGUCCUCAACAGAGCUGCCAUGGCUUGUAUAUGGUAUGGUGUUCAGGCUUAUAUUGGAGGUCACUGUGUCUAUCUCAUGAUCCGAUCCAUCUGGAAGGCCUGGGACCGUGAGACGAUUCCCAACACCUUCUCUCCUACAUCAGGCACCACGACAGCCGACUUUGUCUCUUUCUUCAUCUUCUGGCUCUGCUCAUUGCCCGCCAUCUGGUUCCCUGUUCACAAGAUCCGCCAUCUGUUUACCGUCAAGGCCUACUUCGUCCCCUCAGCCGCCAUUGCCUUCAUGAUCUGGGCCAUUGUCCGUGCCGGCGACAUUGGCCCCAUCAUUCGCCAGCCAUCUUCCUUGAAGGGCAGCGACCUUGCCUGGGAGUUCGUCAAGGGCAUCAUGAGCUCGAUCGCCAACUUCGCCACUCUCAUCGUCAACGACCCGGACUUUACUCGUUACGCCAGGAAGCCCAAAGACGCGCUCUGGUCCCAGCUCUUCACGAUUCCUACGGGCUUCGCCAUCACUUCGCUCAUCGGUAUUCUUGUCUCGUCCUGUUCGUUCACGAUCUACGGCGAAGCUGUUUGGGAUCCGCUCGACCUGCUGGAGAAAUUCCUGGACGAUGGCAACUCGGCCGAGCGCUUCGGCGUCUUCGUCAUCUCUUUCGCCUUCUCGCUCGCCCAGCUCGGCACCAACAUUGCCGCCAACUCGGUAUCCGCCGGCGCUGAUCUGACUGCUUUGUUGCCUCGCUGGAUCAACAUUCGCCGCGGUGGUUAUAUCUGCGCGGCCGUCGGUCUGGCUAUGAACCCCUGGACCCUCCUCACCUCCAACAACCAGUUCACCACCUACCUCUCGGCCUAUAGCGUCUUCCUCUCCUCGAUCGCCGGUGUCAUUAUUUGCGACUACUACAUUGUUCGCCGCGGUUAUCUCGAAGUCAAGGAACUCUACGAUGAACGCAAAACCGGACCCUACUAUUACACCUGGGGUAUCCACUGGCGCGCCUAUGCCGCCUACAUUGCCGGUAUCUUAAUCAACGUGGUCGGGUUUGCCGGAGCGGUUGGAAGGAAAGUUCCGAUCGGAGCCACCUACAUUUACAACGUCAACUUCUUUGCCGGUUUUCUCGUCUCCGGCGGCGUUUACUGGCUUCUCUGCCACUUCUUCCCCAUCCCGGCCGUUAGCGACAAGUGGAUGGAAGUUGGCGGCAGGUUUGAGGAUCUCAGGGCUGCGUACGACAGCGACAGCGCGACCGGAAGCGGCCAUGAAAAUUAUGUUGAUCCCAUGGCCGGAAAGCCCUACAAGCUGGGCGCGGAUGACAGCAAGAUUGUCUAGGAACGCAAGACAUAUUUUUCUGCGGAUGUUUUUGAGCGCACACUACUCAAACGUUACAUACUCACACUCACAAACAAGAGAACAGAGUAAUGUGGUUGGUCUUUUUUUGCAUAGACAAGGCUUCUUCUGAUGAACAGAUGACAGGCCAGGUUUGGCUUUGUA